Molecule: messenger RNA, 2503 nt
Organism: Candoia aspera
Lineage: Eukaryota; Metazoa; Chordata; Lepidosauria; Squamata; Candoiidae
Gene: MASP2
Product: MBL associated serine protease 2
Exons: 11
Coding region: 381-2465 (694 amino acids)
Biological process (GO): proteolysis; complement activation
Cellular component (GO): extracellular region
Molecular function (GO): calcium ion binding; serine-type endopeptidase activity
Source: RefSeq, a predicted model, not a curated record
CCCUCCCCACUCAUCCACACAAUUAUGUACUUCCCUGUACCUUCCCCAUUUUGCCUCACUUGCUGCACCCACAAAUGCUAUUUUUUUCAACCUGGUGUAUCUCAGAACAAGAUUAGAAGUCAAUAGACUUAAGGUGUGUCUCCCUCUGUAUUUUCUUUUCUUUUUUCUUUCUUUCUUUCGGAAAAAGAACAGGGGAGGAGAACAAACAGAUGCAAGCCCAUCCCAACUUCCACCACUUGCCUGAUUCGGGGGAAGGACAACGUAAGACCAGAGUUCAAAAUUCAGACAAACAUCUCUGAACCCACACAAGGAAAGCUUUCCUCGACAAGGCAAAUAGUCCAGGGAACACUACUGACUGCAGAAACCUGGAGGAAAUAGACAUGAACUCUGCUGUGGUGAGGUUGUGCUGCUUCUUCCUCACUUUUUGCCGUGGGAUACUUGGUGAUGUUCUUCAGCUAGACAAAAUGUAUGGGAGGAUCGCAUCUCCGGACUACCCAAACGUGUAUCCUAACAGCAAGGAGAGGAUAUGGAAUAUCACUGUGCCUCAGGGCUACGCUAUCCACAUCUAUUUCACUCACUUCAACGUUGAGCUCUCUUAUCAGUGUGAAUACGACUAUGUCAAACUGCAUUCGGGAGGAAAGGUCGUGGCCACGCUUUGUGGGCACGAGAGCACUGACACCGAGGAGGCCCCUGGGGAAAAGAUAUACCGCUCAGUCGAUAACAACUUAGUAGUGACUUUCAGGUCGGAUUACUCCAACGAGAAACCAUUCACCGGCUUUGAGGCUUUCUACGCCACUGAAGACAUCGAUGAGUGCAAACAGCAGCUUGAGGACGAGUCACCUUGUGACCACCACUGUCACAACUACCUGGGCGGCUUUUAUUGCAGUUGCCGAAUUGGCUACCUCCUGCACAGGGACAAGAAGACUUGCAAAGCGCACUGUCCGAAUACGGUGUUGACAGCAAGAACUGGAGAGAUCUCCAGCCCCAAUUACCCCAACCCGUAUCCUAAACUCUCUGAGUGCAACUACAGCAUCCGGGUAGAGGAAGGUUUCGUGGUCAUCCUAGAAUUCGUGGGGAUCUUUGAUGUAGAAGCCCAUCCAGAAGUACGGUGUCCCUACGACGUCCUGAAGAUUAAGACACCCAAGAAAGAAUUUGGCCUAUUCUGCGGCAGCACCCCACCUCCCAAAAUUGAAACGCGCAGCAAUACUGUAGAUAUCAACUUCAUCACAGACAGUUCUGGUGUUCAUGCUGGAUGGAAGCUCAGAUAUGAAACAACAGCUUUGCCAUGUCCCAACCCUCAAGCGCCACCCCAUGGCCGGAUCGCUCCGGUGCAGGCAAAAUACAUUAUGAAAGACUUCUACAGCCUCUCCUGCAGCGUGGGCUAUGUGCUUUUCGAAAACAAACUGAUUGUGGAAUCUUUCGAAGCGAUCUGCCAAAAGGACGGCACCUGGAACAAGCCAAUGGCCCAGUGCACCAUUGUUGACUGUGGCCCUGCCAAUGACGUAGCGAACGGCACACUUGUGUAUGCCACCGGAAGAGAUAUUUCCACGUAUCAAGCCGAGAUCAAAUAUAACUGUGAGAGCCCCUUCUAUGCCCUGAAAGCAGGCCACUCUGGUAACUACCGGUGCGCGCCUGACGGUUUCUGGAGGGAUCACGAGGGGAACAAAGCACCGCCGGUCUGUGAGCCAGUCUGUGGAGUCCAAACUUCUAACACACUGAAGCGCAUCUUUGGUGGGGAAAGGGCUCUGCCUGGCCAGUUCCCUUGGCAGGUUUUAAUCACGGAUGCACACGGAGCAAUCGGGGGCGGAGCCCUUUUAUACGAUAACUGGAUCUUAACGGCCGCUCACGUCCUCAGCAACCCAGCCGACGCAUCCACCCUGACCCUGAAACUGGGGCUCCUGAACAAGCGCUCCCCUCAUUACCACCAAGCCCAGGCAGAAUCGGCUUUUGUCCACAGAGGCUUUGUGAAUGACGGCAUCCACUUCAACAACGACAUCGCCUUGAUUAAACUGAAACACAAAGUCCCCAUCAACAAAAACAUCACCCCGAUCUGCUUGCCGGGAUACCGCCCCAGCUUCCGCGUGAACACGAACGAUACGGGAAUAAUUGCCGGCUGGGGGAAAACUGAGCGGUCCCGGCAGUCCCGCUUCUUGCUGUACACCGAGGUAGACGUCAUUGAGCCCAGCAAGUGCAAAGCUGCGUACGCAAACCGCCUGCUGGAGGGAAGGCUGCUCACGCUGACCGAAAACAUGCUUUGUGCGGGGACUGAGGAGGGGGGGAAGGACUCCUGCUACGGGGACAGCGGGGGAGCCCUGGUGUUCUACGACCCGUCGAGCAAGAGGUGGUUUGCUGGUGGCGUUGUCUCCUGGGGCCUCAAAUGCGGGUCUGCUGAGCUCUACGGGGUGUACACUAAGGUGGCCAAUUAUAUGCCGUGGAUUGAGGACCUAAUCGCCCACCAUUCUUGAUUGGUUUUUGUUGUUUUUCAAUAAAACAAAGCAUAGAA